This is a messenger RNA of Symbiodinium natans, 783 nucleotides long. NCBI's taxonomy places the organism in Eukaryota, Dinophyceae, Suessiales, Symbiodiniaceae. The record is from the annotation of a GenBank genome assembly.
GCGCUUUGGACGGCUCAGGGCCCCCUGGCAGUGCUCAGCCACCGCGACGACCCAGAGAGCGCGCGGCUCGUGGAUCAUCGUGGGUUAGUUCUGGGGAGCGCUGGCAACGGUGUUAACGACAGCACGACGGAUGGCGAGGCACCCUUCUGGGAGCUCGCCGGCCCCGGAAUUCAAGCGCGGCACGCACGCCUGGCACAUGGUCAGGGCGGCUGGGGCCUGGAGGUUUUUUCCACCGCUGAGACACUUCUGGAUGGCCAACGAGCCACGGACGAACAAGGUCCCCUGCAGCUACGACAUGGAAGCCUGCUGCGGCUGGGCGCGCUGACCGAACUGCGCGUGGAUCUUCCUGAGACGCCAGACUCCGCGCGCCCAGGCCCGGCCAAGAAAGCAUCUUCCAGCAGCGGGCAAUGCCCCGCGCAAUGCCCCGCGGUCUUGGAGAAGAAUUUCGUCCCACGUGAAGAGGAGGAGCGCCCGGCGCCCGGACUCUCCGGCUCCGAACGUGCCCGCGAGUUGAAUCGGGCGCUGCGCCGCAUCAUCUGCGGGCCAGCAGCUGCCCAUUCGGUAGGCGAAAAGAACGAUGCGCUGCGCAGGGAGACCCUCUACGAGGACCGUGCCGAGAAGCGGCGCCGCCUCCAUCCUGUGGAAUGGUCUCAGGUGCCAGAGGUCGCCAGAAAGGACGCUGAUCGCCGUGCUGUGCCGCAGCUCUUGGAUGAAGCCGAUGAAGCUUCGCAGGAUCUCCAGGCGCCUCAGCAGCGGCGCUUCCGAGAAGCCCCCACGGCGUGA